CCAAACAUUGACCCAUCAAAGAUCCAAACUUUUAUGCCCAAGCUUUCUUCUUCCUCCAAACUCAUCGGCUGUCAAAAUCCCAAAUGCAAAUGGGUACUAGCCUCCAAAAAAAAACUGAAUCCUCUUCUCCAUCAAAGAUAGUUGUUGCUUGGAAGUUGUUGCCGGGUUGUUUCCAGAUUGCUGCAAAUCUGCCUGUGCUGAGUUGUUGUCAUCCCAAUGCCCAUUGCUCUGUACCAAAAUUUAAUAAAAGAUUGGAAGAUGUUCAUGAAGAAAUUGUAUUACCUUCAAUUAUUUCUCUGAUUCAAUCAUGGGUGAGUUUCAAUUAUUACAGAUCUCCUUCUCUUCGAUUCUUCUCCUCUGAACACGUUGGGCUUUUGACUGAAUGUUGUUUUUGAGUUUUUUUUUUUUUUUGUACAACAAUGGAGGUUGGAUAAUUUUUUAUCCCUUUUUGUAUUUGGAUUUUCGGGAUCUGAGUAGUUUUUCUUUGAGAUCUAUAUUUUUUUAGAUAUGAUUUUCCUAGUUUUGGAAUGAAAAUGGUUGAAAAUGGUUGUUGGGGUUCUACAGCUGGGUCACGAAGAAGGAGGAUCCCCUCUGUUUUUUUUUUGGCAGGUAUUUUUGUAAAUAACAACUUUUAGUUUCUAUUUUUGUUUAUUUUCUCUAUGUAGGUCAUAAAUGUAAAUUUUUUUCAUUUUCAGUUUAUUAUAGAAAAAAUCCCUUAUUGAAUGUUCCAAAGUUCCAUCCUCUAUAAAAAUAUUAAAUAUUUCUAAAAAAAUAAAAAA
Cannabis sativa is the source of this 779-nucleotide messenger RNA. RefSeq lists its product as uncharacterized. Lineage: Eukaryota; Viridiplantae; Streptophyta; Magnoliopsida; Rosales; Cannabaceae. The coding region runs from base 84 to 395 and encodes 103 amino acids. The transcript is spliced from 3 exons. The record is from RefSeq and is a predicted model, not a curated record.